AUGGCAGAUGUCAUUCCGAUCGAAUGUGAACUACCAGGCGCUGAGUACGCCUUUCAAGAUGUCACCAGUCUUUUUCUCGAGGCCUCUGCUGAAGAAAAAACUGUAGAGUUGGAGCCUGACAACCUACUCUUCAUGGAGAACUUCACGUUGCAAGAUGCCAUGAGUGCCCUUGAGAUUGGCGAGCCUCGAUUAGACAGCGGACUAGUCGUGCAGGAGCAACUAAGACCGCCUUUUGACCCUCUGAAACCUUUGCUACCAGAGGAGGUUUGCUGGAUACUGGACAAAGCGCUGGCGUUUGAGUUGGAAUUUCACGCCGGAAACUUCUUAGCCCAUACCGUCCACACCCUCCUUUAUGUUCACCACAUACGAGAUAUUGAUCCUGACGUGUUAGUGCGGAACACCGCCAAUGUUGACCCCGCCCGGCCUAUAGAACUUAUUACAAUCGUUCUACGAUCCGCCGUUCAGGGGCUCUUAAAAUGCUGCGAUCUUACUUGGAGGGAGCUUGCAAGAGGCGGGAUGUACGAUGUUCAAGAUUGGCAAAGCGACAAGUGUGAAGUCAGUCUCCUUGAGGGCAUGCCUACUCACCACAUAAUCACCAAACUCGAUGAUUCGAUUAUCUGGCUGCUUGAAUCUUCUUGCAAUGCCCAUAACGUGGAAAAACGCGCUCAGAGCUCGAUUGCUUCUUCGAAAGUCAUGAGCACCAUACCUAGCCAAGAUCGGUUUGAGUUCCAGAGGCUUCUGUUACUCGCCAGAGAUCAUCUUCAUACAGUCAAAUCAAAUCCAUCACCGGACUGUGAACCUGGGUCUCCAGCUCAACUUGCUUUCGAUCCGUACAUCGGCAGACGCCUACAGACUGCGACACCUAUUCGUAUUGUUACUCCGCCAUCCAUUGAAGACACUUACAAAAGCUUGUAUCGUUUACUCGACGGUCUAUACGAAGUUGGUUUAUUGGAAACCUUCGACCAAAUAACCGCGUGGGAGAUCGUAGGGAACCUGAAAUCCUGGUUAGCGCAACCCCCUCCAACCACACCAUAUGUAAGAUCGUUAUUGCAGACGACAUUCUACGACGGCGUUUUGAUCCUCAACAAAUACUCAUUUGAAUGGAUGAUCAACCGGUUUUUCUUCGAAACGGUUGGAGUCAAAUACGACGCCAUAAAGUCAUUGGUCACGAUAAGGUGGAAAGGAACUGAGGCGGAAACAUUUUUCAAGAAGGCGGAACGGACACUGAAACGUCGGCAUUUUAUGAAAUUGCUAAUAGAGUGGCAUGCAUUGUAUGACAUUCUAUUGCAGAUUAGAGACAACACCGACCUCGAGGGUCUUCCGCGAGGGCAUAUUCUCAAUCACCUACCCGAUGCCGCCCUUCUGUGGCGACUAUCUGACAUCCGUGAAAUCGUUUUCUCGGGCUUUCAAAUGGAAUUGUAUGCAAAAGAGGAAAAAUCGUUUGCAUAUUGGUAUGCUGCCCAAGUCAUCGACAAGCAUCUUGCUUGUCUUGAUGAUUUGCUACCUGUGGUGGAUGACGGCUCAAGCGUGCAUAACGAGAUGCUGUUCCAAAUACAGUUCCUUACCGCAUUACAGUCUUUGUGCACAGCCUCCUUUGUGGUGUCUCUCCCGUUAACGUCAUUCGAUUGGACGCGGACGAAGCCAACGUUCUUUCGCCGGUACAAGUGGGCGUUCAAGUUGGAGUAUGAGGUCUUCAGUAGCGUGCCUGUUGCACAACCAGAGUUGCAUGAGUUCAUACGAACUUGUGCUCAUAUACUGCAAAACGGGAACCCUGUUCCGGUGGAACCCGUACACUUGGCUAAAUCAAUUUUGACUGAUCUUGUCAAAUCAAACAAUGUCGGCGGUUGGGCAGGCCUGUGGGCUAGAGAAAGAGUCCAGCUCAUCCAAAAUCUUUUGUCCGUAUGUGAUAACCUUGCAGGCCUUCCGAGUACAGCAGAGGAGAUGGAAGACUUUAGGCCAAUGAAUCUAAAGUGGGAUCCGGAGUAUCAUCCUUGGUUCCCUUCUCUUUCACAACCACAGCAACCUCAUUCGGGAAAAGUCAACGGAAACGGCUUCUGCAUGAAGGAUCCUGAAAGUUGA
Psilocybe cubensis is the source of this 2079-nucleotide messenger RNA. RefSeq lists its product as uncharacterized. Bases 1 to 2079 code for a protein of 692 amino acids. The record is from RefSeq and is a predicted model, not a curated record. The transcript has 15 exons. Lineage: Eukaryota; Fungi; Basidiomycota; Agaricomycetes; Agaricales; Agrocybaceae. Gene Ontology annotation, cellular component: NatC complex. Gene Ontology annotation, biological process: N-terminal peptidyl-methionine acetylation.